CUCGAACAAAAUUGGCUUGCGGAUAUCCGCCCAUUCUGUGGAUGGAAUUACCAAAAUAGAAAAAAGAAAUAAUUCAGUAAUCCACUCGUAUUCCAGCAUUUGUCCCACUCGGUUAACCACAAGUUAGUUCCCUGGCCCAAUGAGUAGAUUUCAAUGCAAUUACCAACUUAUGAUACUGUGCAUAUUCACCGAGACCCUGUAUCAUUUCCAAAUCAGUGCGCUACGGCAUCAGGGAGGAUCAUAUCGCAUUAUCAACGGAACGAAUGCAGCUAUCACGCAAUUUCCAUACCUUGUUUCGGUACAGCGGAAUACUGAUGGUUCGAAGAAGCAUAUCUGUGGCGGAGCUUUCAUCGCUGAUAAGUGGGUUCUCACGGCAGCUCAUUGUCUUCUGUAGAGAUGAAUCGGCAAAAAAUUUGGUCAUCAGAGCGGAAUCCUCCUUUCACGACAGCGGAGGAGUCAUCCUUCGAGUGGCAGAUAUCAUUAAGCAUGAAAACUUUGACCCCGACCAGAGCAAAGACUAUGACUAUGGGUUGAUUCAGCUAAGCCGUUCCUUUGGCCGAGCUGUUGUGGCAAAUCUGAAAAAUGGCCCCCGACGGUUUCAACCGUCAGUGCUCUGUCAGGUGAUGGGAUGGGGUAGAACCAGUCACUCCGAAGUCAGCAAGAGGGUCCAAUCGAUCGCAGUGCCAGUUGUGAAACAGAGCGUAUGUCGAGCGGCGUACACUUGGGUCGAUACAAUUACACCAAGAAUGCUAUGUGCCGGAUAUAGUACGGGUAGUAAGGACGCUUGUGAGGGCGACUCUGGCGGUCCAUUGAUUUGUAGGGGGAUGUUGACCGGCAUUACAUCAUGGGCCGAAGGAUGUGCUGAAAAAGGAUUUUAUGGAGUUUAUAGUUACAUUACCCCAGUUCGAUUAUGGAUACGUAGUAAAACAGGAAUAUAG
Armigeres subalbatus is the source of this 938-nucleotide messenger RNA. Its product is annotated as trypsin-1-like. Gene Ontology annotation, biological process: proteolysis. Gene Ontology annotation, molecular function: serine-type endopeptidase activity. The coding region runs from base 264 to 938 and encodes 224 amino acids. The transcript is spliced from 4 exons. The record is from RefSeq and is a predicted model, not a curated record. Lineage: Eukaryota; Metazoa; Arthropoda; Insecta; Diptera; Culicidae.